This is a messenger RNA of Ctenocephalides felis (cat flea), 1273 nucleotides long. RefSeq names its product SET and MYND domain-containing protein 5 (gene Smyd5). Bases 98 to 1243 code for a protein of 381 amino acids. The record is from RefSeq and is a predicted model, not a curated record. The transcript has 7 exons. NCBI's taxonomy places the organism in Eukaryota, Metazoa, Arthropoda, Insecta, Siphonaptera, Pulicidae. Gene Ontology annotation, molecular function: protein binding.
CUUAAAAAUAAAAGCUAAAUAACUUCAUUGUUUCUAUAAACUUAACAAAAAUUAUUACUGUUGUUUUCAUUUUAGAUUAAAUAAAAUAAACAACAAAAUGGAUGUUUUCGAAGUGCGGCAAACUUUAACAAAAGGACGGUCUUUAUUCGCUAAACAAGAUAUUAAAGCAGAAGAAAAGAUUUUUGAGGAAGAACCGAUUGUAUCUUGUCAGUUUUCAUGGAAUAAGGUUUAUGAUUAUAAAGCCUGUGAUUUUUGUAUGAGUCCAUUGGAAACUGCCGAAGAGAAUGCCAAACGCCUUUCUGCAGACAACUCAUUGGAAUUGCCAUUUAAAUCAUCUUGUUCUGUCGACCCUCUGCAGCAUGUUAAAUGUUUUCAGUGUGGAGAAUUAUUUUGCAGCCAAAUUUGUUUAGACAAAGCUAAUGAACUUUAUCAUUCUUAUAUAUGCAUUCCGAUUGAUAGUGAUCAUCCUCUUAAAACUUUGGAGGAUGCAUGGAAAAAUAUGCACUAUCCUCCAGAAACAUGUUCAAUUAAUUUGCUGGUCCGGAUAUUGGCUAUUAUUAAAAGCUCAAAGAGUAGAGAAACAUUAGUUCAAGAUUUACAGAAUUUUGCAAGUUCUCUAGAAAACAAAAAUGAUCGUAUUGCACAUAAAAUGUUAGGUGAUAAAUUUGCUCAACAAUUAGAAAGCUUAUAUUUGUUACUACUUGAUGCUGUCGGCCACGAUAAAUCAGAUUUAGAACAGUUUUUGACUCCUGAAGGAUUUCGAUCAUUGUUUGCAAUUAUUGCAACAAAUGCACAAGGAAUUGGAACAAGUUCUUUUGCAAAUUGGGUAAAAGCAGUUGAGCAUUUAGAUCUAGAUGAUGAUAAAAAAGCACAUUUGGAUAAAAUCAUUGAUGAUGUUUAUGAAAAGAUGGAUAAAUAUGUAGGUACAUUUUUAAAUUGCGAAGGAUCAGGAUUAUACAAAUUACAAAGUACUAUAAAUCAUAGCUGCGUACCAAAUGCACAAAUUACAUUUCCAUUUGGCAAUCAUAAAUUAGUUUUAGAAUCAAUCAGAGAUAUCAAAAAGGGUGAAGAAAUAUGUAUCAGUUAUGUAGAUGAAUGUGUUUUAAAUAGUUCUAGAUACACAAGACAAAGGAUUCUAUCAGAGAAUUAUAUUUUUAUAUGCACUUGUGAAAAGUGUGAACUACAAGCAGGUGAUCCUGAUGUAACAUCUGAGGAAGAAAGUGAUGAAGAUGUUUCUAUGUAAUUUUCAUUAUUAUAAAGAUUGAUUGGUUGU